AUGCAAAGUUUCAAUAAUUUUGAAGAUGACGAUUUAAUGAAAGAUGAUAUUGAAAAUAUAAAUAAUAAUAAUAAUAAUAAUAAUAAUAUAAAAAUAAAACAAGAUAAUAUUGAAAAGUUUGAUAGUAACGAAAAUGUCAAUAACAAUGAUAUAAUCAAUAAUAAUAAUAAUAAAAAUAAAAAUAAUGGUUUAAUACAAUAUCAUGGUAAUAAUGAGAUAGGUUUUGGUAGCAGUGGUGGUGGAAGUAGUAAUAAUAUUUUUAAUCUCUCCAAUCGUAUUAUAAGCGAAAUAAUAUCUGAAUAUGAAAAUAUAAAAAAAUCAAAUCUAUUAUUGAUAGGGUUUCUAGCGAAACAGCCUGGUUCUACUAAAUAUUUAAUUGAACAUUAUCAUAAUAGUAUUUCAAAUUUAAAAAAAGAUAUUGGUGUCAAUAAUGAUAAUAAUAAUAAUAAUAAUAAUAAUAAUAAUAAUAAUAAUUGUAAUUGUACUUCAAGUAAAACUGAACCAUUAAAAAUGGUGGACUUAGAAUCAUUAGGUGAUAUUGAUAAUAAUAAUAACGAUGAAGAGAAAAAACUUUCACAACAAAAACAACAGCAAGAACAAGAAAAACCACAAGAACAAAAAGAAACGUCAUUUGUAGACUCAACUUCGUCUUUAAAUUUAACAACCACAACACUUUCUGCAAAUAGUUUAAUUGAUAGUAUUGGUAUUGGUAUGGGUAGCAUUGGCAAUAGCGGAGGUGGUGGUGGUGUUAGCAGUGUUGGUUUAGGUGGUUGCAGUAGUGGUGAUUUAUUGAAUUUAACUUCAAAUACCUUAUCAACAGCUUCGAGUAUAAAUGGUGGAAGUAAUAUUGGUAAUGGUAUUGGUAUUGGUAUUGGUGGUAAUGGUGGUGAAAUUGGUAGUGGGAAUAUUAGUACUAGAGCAAAUGGUGGUAGUAAUAUUAGUGGCGGUAGUGGUAGUGGUAGUGGUAGUGGUAGUGGUAGUGGUGGUAGUGAAAUAUUUAAUAAUAAUAGUAGUGGAAGUAUUGAAGGAUCAUCAACUCAAUCAGAAUAUAAUAAAAUCUUUAGAGAAUUACAAUUGGUUAAAGAGAAAGCGGAUCAAUUAAAUUCAAUGAAACAACAACAAACACUACUCGAUCAACUAUUCCCACUUGAAGAGUAUCAGCAAUUUCAAACUGAAUUCAAUCAAGUUUUAAAUUCAACAAAACAACAUCAACAAACUUUAAAUCAAUUAUAUUCUCAAUUUCUUCAAAAAUUAAAUUCAAUUGAAUUAUUCAUUUCAAUUUAUAAAGAAAAACAAAUUCAAAUUCUUGAACAAUCAAACCAAUUACAACAACAACAACAACAACAACAACAACAACAACAACAACAACAACAACAACAACAACAACAACAACAACAGAAUCAAUUAGAAAGAAAAGAUAAUAAUAUUAAUAAUAUUAGUAAUGAUAGUGUUGAUAGUGGGUAUGGUGAUGAAAUGAAUGAAAAUGAAACAAUCAUUGAUAUUGUAUCAUUAAUGAAGAAACAACAAUAUUAUCAACAACAAAUAUCAUCAUCAUCACAAGAAAAUCAACGACAACAACAAACAUCGUCAUCAUCACAAAAACAACAAGAAUUUCAAAAUAUUCAAAAUCAACAUCAACUACUACAAAAAGAACAAAUUGAAUCAAUGAAUAAAUUUUUAAAAGAGUUGAAAAAUAUAGGUAGUGAUGAAAUGAAUCAAAUGUUUUUAGAAAAGAUCAAUAGUUUUAAUUCAACUAAUGGAAGUUUUCAAAAUAUUUUAAAUACAUUCACUGAUCAAUUUCAUCAAUUCACUGAAUCACUUCAAACUUAUUCAAAAACUGAUAAAUAUCAAAAAUUAUUUCAAAGAUUCAUUCAAUUUGGUGAUAAUGACGAUGAAGAUAGUUUUAAUACAACUAAUAAUAAUAACAACAAUAAUACUGUAAAUACAACAACAACUACACAUACAACAACUCAUACAACUACAACCCAUACAACUACACAUACAACAUCUUUAAAUAGUCCAAUGAAUAUAUUGGAAAAUCAAAAUGAAUCACCUUCUCAAUCAAGAUAUACUCUAUUGGAGAUGAGAUUACAAAAAUUUUUAGAACAAAAACAUUCUGAUACUCAAAAUAAUGAAAAUAAUAAUAUUAGCAAUAAUAAUAAUAAUAAUAAUAAAAACAAUAAAAUACUUGAAGAUUUAAGAAAUGAGAAUGAAAAGUUAAAAGAAAAAAAUGAUAAACUAACUAAAAAACAACAAGAAGAUUUCAUAAUCAUUGAUCAGUUAACAACAACUUUAGAAUUUUUUAAUAAAGAUACUAAAAAUAAUAAUAAUAAUAAUAAUAAUAAUAAUAAUAAUAAUAAUAAUAAUAAUAAUAAUAAUAAUAAUAAUAAUAAUAAUAAUAAUAAUAAUAAUAAUAAUAAUAAUAAUAAUGAUAAUAAUAAUAACCCUUCAAAAGAUACUAUAAUGAAUGAAAAUAAUUCAUUAGAGAUAGAAUAUGAUGAUGAAAAUAUUGGUGAUGUACCAACUAAUAUUAAUUCAAUUGUAAAUAAAAUGGAUGAACAACAAACCACUGAAUUAAAAGAGGAAGAUGAGAAUGAAGAAAGACAAUCUUCAAUAUUAAAAAGUAAUGGAGUUGAUGAAAAUGAAGAAAAACAAUCAUCACAAGCUUUAAAAGAACGUAUUAAGGAUUUAGAAUUUGAGAAUUCAAAAUUAUUAUUAUUAGCCAAUUCUUUAAAGAAGGAUGGUGACGAAAUUAAUAGUAGUAAUAAUAAUAAUAAUAUUAAUAAUAAUAAUAAUAAUAUUAGUAAUAAUGAUAAUAAUGAUAAAUUAAAAGAUCAACUUGAAGAACAAUGUUUACAAUUAACAUCAAUAAAUAAAUCAUUCAAGGAUGAAUUAGAAACUCAUAGAGAGUUUAUUAUAAAUUUAAAAUCAUUAUUAUCAAAUUCAACCAAACUAAUGGAAACAAAUAUUCAACCAAAAUCACAAAAACCAUUACCACCAUCGUCUCCACAGUAUUCAUCACAAUUACAAUCCCAAUUCUUUUACCAUGAAGAUCAAAGUAUUUCACAAGAUGAUAAUAAAAAUUAUAAUAAUAAGGAUGAAUAUGCAGAUGAAGAUUAUGAAGAUGCAGAUCAAGACAAUGAUGAAAAAUCAUCAUCAUCAUUAUUUGUUAAUGAAAUAACUAGUCAAAAAACAUUAUAUACAAUUCAUAAUAAUUUAAUUGAUGAUAUUAAAAGAUCAAUUGAAUUCAUUAAAAAUCAAAAAAAUCAAUUAAAAGAAAAAGAAGAACAAUUUCAACAACAACAACAAAAAUUAUUAUUAUUAAAAAAUGAAAAAGAAGAAAAUAUAGAAAAACAAGAACAAGAAGAAGGAGAAGAAGAAAAAGAAAAAGAAGAAAAAGAAGAAAAAGAAGAAAAAGAAAUUAAAAAUGAAAAAGAAGAAAAAUUAAAUGAAUAUAUUGAAAAAUAUAAUAUUUUAUUUAGACUUUAUAAAGAGAUUAAAGAUAAAGAAGAAGAUUUUAUAAAUGAAAAUAAUUCAAUUAAUGAAGAGAUGAAACAAAUUCGUAAAAAGAUUGAAAGUUAUCAAAAUGAAUUAAUGGAAAGAUCGAAUGUAAUUAAUACUCAAGAGGAAUGUAUUAAUAAUUUAAAGGUUGAAGUAUUUCAUUUGAUUGAAGAUAUCGAUGAAAGAGAUAAAACCAAUACGAUACUAAAGAAUGAUUUAGAUAUGUUGGAGAAAAGAUAUGAUCAAUUGGCUGAUGAUUAUGAUAUAUUGACUGAACAUAGUAAAAAAGAGAAAGAGAAAUCAAUGAUAUCAUUCGAAGAGAAUAGAAAACAAUUGGAACAAAAACUAAAGGAUCAAUUUGAACUACAUUUGAAAGUAUCUAAUCAAUUAUCUACUCUACAAGAUGAAUGUCAAUCUUAUCAACAUCAAUGUCAACAAUUACAAUCAGAGGUUUCAAUUGAACAAGAAAAAGUUAGACAAUUAAAUUUCGUAAAGGAUCAAAUCAUUGAAUCAAAGAAAUUACUAUCGAAUGAACGUGAUAAUAUUUCAAGAUUACAAAAUGAAAAAGAUGAUCUUUUAGAUGAAUUAUCAAUUUCAAAAGAAAGAAUUCAAGAACAAGAUCAAGAAAUUGAUUUAUUAUUAAAAGAGAAAACCGAUGCUCAAAUUCAAUUGGUACCAUUAAAAAGUUCCCUCUCUUUAUUGGAAUCUUUAAAAUCCGAUUAUUCACAAUUGAAACAAUUAUUCAAUGAAAAAGUUGAAGUUUACGAACAAUUGAAUCAAAAGUAUAAUGAAAAGAAAUCACAAUUAAUUGGUUUACAAAAAUCAAAUGAUCAAUUGGAACAAAGAUUUAAAGAACUGGAUGAAAAAUUCGAAUCAAAGGAAACUGAAUUCAAUAAUUUACAAUUCAAUUUUAAGCAAUCUACUGAACAAUUGAAAAAGAAAGAGAAAUCAUUUGAAACAACAAAAUUGGAAUUAAUGGAAUUACUUAGAAUCAAUCAAGAAUAUAAACAACGUAUUGAAUCAUUGGAAAGUAAUCAAUCACAACAAACUUGUGCAAAUCGUGAUAGAGAAACUUUAUUAAAUCAAAAAGUUAUGGAAGCCAAAGAUUCUUUACUCUCAACAAUGAGAGAUUUAAAUGAUGAAAAGUUAAAGAGUAAUUCUGCCUCUGAGGAAUUGGAUAGAGCUCAACGUAAAAUUGAUACAAUCACUAAAGAUAAUGAAAAACUUCGUCAAAUGUUAGAAGUAUUAAAAGUUUAUAAAGAUACCUCUGAUAAUACCUCUACAAAAGAUGCUGAACUUAGAAAAACAAAAAAAGAAGUUGAGUAUUAUCUUUCAGUUAUUGAACAAAAAGUUAAAUUAAUUAAUGAAAAAGAUGAUUUAAUUAAAUUAUUACAAAAUCCAAAUAUAAAUACAAUUGAUUCUUUUUCUUCAAUAAAUAUUCAAAAUAAAUUAUCACAACAACAAUCACCAUCAUCAACAUCAUCAUCAUCACCAAAAGAAGAACAACAGCAACAACAAAAACAACAACAACAACAACAACAAACUAUAAAGAAAAGAUCAUUUGAUGAAAUAACUUUACCAACAUCAAUUAAACGUUCUAAAUCUGAUAAUCAAUCGUCAUCACCAUCUUCAACAACUACUGUAAAUAAUAAUAAUAAUAAUAAUAAUAAUAAUAAUAAUAAUAAUAAUAAUAAUAAUAAUAAUAAUAAUAAUAAUAAUAAUAAUAAUAAUAAUAAUAAUAAUAAAUCUGUAUCAAAUAACAAAGAAUUUUCUCCUCCAACUCCUUCAAUUCAACCAACCAUUUCAAAUAUUCCUUCAGGAACCAUUAGUACAUCAACAAAUAACAAUAAUAUAGAUAGUAGUAAUAAUAAUAAUAAUUCCAAUACAAGUAAAGAAUAUGUAAUUUGUUUAACUGGAUUUAAUGAUAAAGAUGAUAAACAAAGUAUAACUAGUGCGAUUGAAUUUUUAGGUGGAAAAAUUAAAAAUACAGAUUUCGACGCAUCAAUAACUCAUAUUGUAACAAACUCACCAGCACCAACAAUGAAAACUAUUAGCGCAGUUUUAACUCAAAAAUGGUUGAUUUCACCUUUAUGGAUUUUUGAAAGUAAAAAGAAAGGUUUUUUUUUACCUGAAGAAAACUAUGGUCAAAUAUUUCAUCAAAAACCAUUUCAUGGUAAAACUUUUUAUUUAACUGAAUCAUUUAUUAAUUCCCAAAAAGUAAAAGAAUCAAGUGUAUAUACUUUAAUUUGUUCUAUUGGAAGAGGUAAAAUUACCAAAGAUGAAUCAUUAGCAGAUUACGUUUUAAUUUCAAAUGAUUUUAAAACAAACAAAGAUCAAUCAAACUAUUUAACAUGGAGUCAAUUUUUAGCAAUGGUACCAACACCAUCUUUAAAAUUUUGA
This is a messenger RNA of Dictyostelium discoideum AX4, 5901 nucleotides long. RefSeq lists its product as hypothetical. The transcript has 3 exons. The record is from RefSeq and is a predicted model, not a curated record. The coding region runs from base 1 to 5901 and encodes 1966 amino acids. NCBI's taxonomy places the organism in Eukaryota, Evosea, Eumycetozoa, Dictyosteliales, Dictyosteliaceae.